This is a messenger RNA of Vanderwaltozyma polyspora DSM 70294, 1143 nucleotides long. It is a transcript of the gene CAJ1, whose product is annotated as Caj1p. The transcript has a single exon. Gene Ontology annotation, biological process: protein import into peroxisome matrix. Gene Ontology annotation, cellular component: cytosol. NCBI's taxonomy places the organism in Eukaryota, Fungi, Ascomycota, Saccharomycetes, Saccharomycetales, Saccharomycetaceae. The coding region runs from base 1 to 1143 and encodes 380 amino acids. The record is from RefSeq and is a predicted model, not a curated record.
AUGGUUAAAGAUACUCAAUAUUAUGAUAUUUUAGGUGUUAAGCCUGAGGCUACACCAGCAGAAAUUAAAAAAGCUUACCGUAGAAGAGCUAUGGAGACACAUCCGGAUAAACAUCCUGAUGAUCCAGAGGCUCAAUCUAAAUUUCAAGCGGUAGGUGAAGCUUAUCAGGUUCUAAGUGAUCCUGGUUUACGUUCCAGAUAUGACGAAUUUGGUAAAGACGAUGCUGUACCACAACAUGGUUUCGAAGAUGCCACUGAAUUUUUCACUACAAUUUUUGGUGGUGAUGGUUUCAAAGACUGGAUUGGUGAAUUUUCAUUAUUCAAAGAAUUGAAUGAAGCCGUAGAAGGUUUUGAUGAAAAUGGACAACCUACCACUGGUGGACCAGGGGCAACCGAUGAUUCAAAUAUGGUUAAACAUGAUGGCAAGGCUAGUGCUGCUGACAGAAAGGGCAAAUUGACCAAAGAACAGCGUGACAAAUUGAUGGAAAUGGAACAAAAAAGACGGGAAGAUAUUGCUCGUCAAGUUAAUGAAUUAUCUCUAAAAUUGGAUGCAAAAUUGAAGAAUUAUUUAUUAGCCUCAAGAGAAAAACAUCUAGAUGAAUUUCAACUAAAAUUAGAUCAAGAAAUCGAAGAAUUGAAGUUAGAAAGUUUUGGUAUGGAGUUAUUGCAUGUCCUUGCCAAAGUUUAUAAAAAUAAGGCUAAUAAUUUUAUUAUGUCCAAGAAGACACAUGGGUUUUCAAAACUAUUUACUGGACCUCGUGACAACGCAAGAUCUGUCAAACAAACUUACAAUUUGUUAUCAACUGGUCUAGAGGCUCAAAAGACCAUGGAACAAAUGAGUGAAGUAAAUCCUGAAGAAUUAGAUCAAUACGAACGUGCUAAAUUUGAAUCAAUGAUGGCAGGUAAAGCUUUAGGUGUCAUGUGGGCAAUGUCAAAAUUCGAAUUAGAGAGGAAAUUAAAAGAAGUCUGUAGCAGAAUCUUAACAGACAGAAAUGUACCAUCAAAGGAACGUUUAGCUAAAGCCAAGGCAAUGUUAUACUUUGCUGACAAGUUUGAAAGAGCCAAGAGAUCUCCAGAAGAAGCAGAAGAAGCAAGGGUAUUUGAAGAAAUGAUCUUAGGUGAAAAGGCUAAGCAUAGGAGAUAA